Messenger RNA from Blepharisma stoltei, 765 nucleotides. The record is from the annotation of a GenBank genome assembly. Lineage: Eukaryota; Ciliophora; Heterotrichea; Heterotrichida; Blepharismidae.
AUGUCACAAUUCAACUUUAAUUUCAAAAACUUUGGGCCUAACGAUAAUUUCUUCAGACAAAUUUCGUUCAAUAAUCCAAGCCCUUUGAACUCCAAACGGUCAGUUUCGAAUAAUUCGCAAAAAUUAUCAUCAAGAAAAUCGUCAAGGAAACUAAAAGAAAAUCAAGGGACAGAAAAUAUAAAUAGUUUAAAUAGUUCGAGGGCUUCAUCUUCAAGAAAACGCUUUUAUUGUGAAUAUGAAAAAGAUUUCCCCAAUUCCUUCGCAUUGAAGCCAAAUUUUUAUAUUGAUCAACUCUUUAAUAAAAAAGUCCGUCAAACCAUCACAUUGCAGCAGAAAAUAAACCAAAACCGUCUUAAACCGCGUCAAAUCCACAAAGACAAACAGAAGCCAGAGAUCCCAACACUCAAAGAUUCAGCAGAAUUUAAUUCUGCUUUAUCUAUUAAAAGGCUUUUAAAUAUCAGCCACAAUAAUGAGCAGUUAAAAUUAAAGAGCUUAAUAACGAGAAGAACUUCAUUAGAAAGCCGAACGGAUUUAGAAAAAACUUAUGAUGAAAGCAUUAUAAAGGUUAGGCAAUGCACAACUCAUAGGGUUUUAAGGCCACGGUCGGUCCCGAGAAAAAUAAUGUCAAGAUCUCAAGCGAUUUCUGAGUGUCAGACUGAUGAUAGUGAUGACGAUAUUAUAAAUGAAAUUCCGAAAGAAAUACCAAUUAUGGAGCAUGAGAGCUGCGAAGAAGAGAGCCCAGUGCGUCACUUAAAAUGUGUAUAA